Molecule: messenger RNA, 693 nt
Organism: Pyrenophora tritici-repentis Pt-1C-BFP
Lineage: Eukaryota; Fungi; Ascomycota; Dothideomycetes; Pleosporales; Pleosporaceae
Source: RefSeq, a predicted model, not a curated record
GACAUGACACUCUGUAAUGUCCAUGGACCACACCCGGGACCCUUGCCCAUGGGUCGCGCUUAGGGACUUUGGAGGCGCUUUCUGCAUGGGGGCAAUUGGAGGAGCUCUCUGGCAUACCGUCAAGGCUUUCCGGAACUCUCCGCAUGGCCAACGACGCAUAAGUGCCAUCGUCGCCCUCAAAACGCGAGCGCCUGUCCUCGGCGGCAACUUUGGAGUCUGGGGUGGGCUCUUCAGCACCUUUGACUGUACUGUAAAAGGCAUCAGAAAAAAGGACGAUCCUUGGAAUCCCAUUCUCGGAGGUUUCUUGACUGGUGGAGCUCUUGCCGUACGAGGCGGUGCAAGAGCUAUCCGCAAUAAUGCUAUCGGGUGCGCCGUUCUUCUUGCCGUGAUCGAAGGCGUAGGCAUCGCUUUUGCUCGCAUUGUAGCUGAGAAUACACGACUCGGGCCACCACCACCACCUUCUCCAACUACUAAUUGCUCGGCCGCAUCAUGAAAUGAGGUCUAUGUCCGACUAAUACACAGGGCAUUUGAACUGUUUCUGGAUUCUUUGGCGUUUAUGUACCAUUAUUUCGGCCGGGAAGAGAACGGGCGGUAGCUUGCGGGAUCGUUUGAGUCAGCAGUGCGUUGAGAGGGCGUUUUAUGUCCUGCAGGGGUGACGGACAUUUCUGGGGUUCCGAGCCCUAAGUACUUUCU